This is a messenger RNA of Sphenostylis stenocarpa, 894 nucleotides long. NCBI's taxonomy places the organism in Eukaryota, Viridiplantae, Streptophyta, Magnoliopsida, Fabales, Fabaceae. The record is from the annotation of a GenBank genome assembly.
AUGGAGAUGAGUGGAGCUAAUAAAUUGUCAGAAAUCUCACAAUUAUCUGAUGAUGAAGUUGAUGACAUUCCUAAAAUGUACGCUGAUCUCGUGGAGAAUGGAGGGCAGAGGUCCGUGAAGGAGCGCCUUAAUGGGAAUGGUACUAGUGGUCCUACUUGGCUGCAGCAACAACAUCAAAUCACCAGCAAGAGAACUCGAAUAGAGGUGGAGUUUGGGAGACACUGGAGUUGUGGAAUGAGGGUGUUCCCCAAUGUUGUGAUCUACACUGUGUUGAUUGAAGGUGAUUGUUUGCGUGGAGAAGUGGAUGAGGCAAAGAAGAUGACGAGUAGGAAGCAAUUGAAUGGGUUGAAAGACAAUGUUGCCACAAAUACUAGCUUGUUGAAGGGAAUGUGUAUUAAGGGAAAGUCUGAUGAGACUAUUCAGCAAUUGAGGGAAAUUUUCUUUCCGAGACCUAUCAGCCGCCACCCAUAUCAUUUAAGGAACUGUUUGGGAAGGUUUUUGCUUGCUGCUGUAAGUGGCCGUAUUUUAGCCCAGUCAUAUCACUCAGUCCUUCAAGUUGGUUACGAGAUGAUCGAGCAAGCAGUUAAUACUACUGAUGGAAAUAGUAGUGAAUACCAGCCUGAAAUUGCAUGGAAAAGAUGGGAGUUGUCUGUCAUGUUGGAGCAUGUGCAAGCCCAUGUUGCACCAACAAAUGUUGAUCUAGGGGCCGGAGUGCAAUGGCUACCAAAAAUUCUCAUAGGAUCUCCAAAAGUAAUGCGUACAGGCGCUCUUCUUGAGAGAGUUUUUAUGCCUUGUGAUAUGUACUUUCAGUUCACAAGGCAUAAAGGAGGAACUCCAGAACUGAAGGUAAUUCUUUUUGUAUCAUUGCAAAAUCCAAAGAUCCUUGUCAGAUGA